AUGUGUCCCGUGGCGGCCACUGGUGCUGCAGUGUCGGUACACAUCCCGCCGCCUCCUCAACCCCCAGCCCCUCCUCCUAAGGUUCCCCAAGCCAAGGAAACAAUCAAGGAACAACCCAGCAUCAAGGAACAAUCCAGCAACAAUCAAGGAACAACCCAGCAUCAAGGAACAAUCCAGCAACAAUCAAGGAACAAUCAAGGAACAAUCCAGCAAGUCGGGAACAAUCAAGGAACAAUCAAUAAACAAUCCAGCAACAGCCAAGAAACAAUCCAGCAACAAUCAAGGAACAAUCUAGCAACAGCCAAGAAACAAUCCAGCAACAAUCAAGGAACAAUCCAGCAACAGCCAAGAAACAAUCCAGCAACAAUCAAGGAACAAUCCAGCAAGUCGGUAACAAUCAAGGAACAAUCCAGCAAGUCGGGAACAAUUAAAGAACAAUCCAGCAACAAUCAAGGAAUAAUCCAGCAACAAUCAAGGAACAAUCCAGCAACAGCCAAGGAACAAUCCAGCAACAAUCAAGGAACAAUCCAGCAAGUCGGUAACAAUCAAGGAACAAUCCAGCAAGUCGGGAUCAAGGAACAAUCCAGCAACAGCCAAGGAACAAUCCAGCAACAAUCAUGA
Procambarus clarkii (red swamp crayfish) is the source of this 621-nucleotide messenger RNA. The record is from RefSeq and is a predicted model, not a curated record. NCBI's taxonomy places the organism in Eukaryota, Metazoa, Arthropoda, Malacostraca, Decapoda, Cambaridae.